AUGUCGAAACCCACCUACGACCGCGCCGAUGCCUCUGCUCUUCUCGACGACCGCGGCUACUCGGGCCAGCUGAUCCGCGGCCAAAACCCCGCGCUGCUGUUCGAGAAGGGCGUGCGCGAGCGCAUCACCGAGUCGUAUUACUGGAAGGAGCAGUGCUUUGCGCUCAAUGCCGCGACCCUGUGCGACCGCGCCGUCGAGCUCAAGUUCAUUGGUGGCACCGCGGGUAUCACAGGCAGGCCGACGCCGUUCCUGUGUCUGGCCUUCAAGAUGCUGCAGCUUGUGCCUGAGAAAGCCAUUGUGCUGGAAAUGCUCAACUUUGCAGGGGACGAAGAGGACGAGGAUGAGGACGACGUAAAGGAGGAGGUGAAAGAGGAGAAGGAGGAGGGCGAAGAGAACCCAGAGAACCCAGAGAAGAAGAGAGACCUCAACGCCGAGGGCAAGUUGGGCACCUUCAAAUACCUCCGCUGUCUGGCCGCCUUCUACAUCCGCCUGGCCUGGGAUCCCGUCCAGAUCUACACCACCCUCGAGCCGCUGCUCACCGACUACCGCAAGAUCAAGCGGCGGCUGAAGGAGAGCUUUACCCUGACCUACGUGGACCAGUUCAUCGAUGAUCUUCUCACCAAAGACCGCAUAUGCGCGACCAGUCUGUGGAAGCUGCCCAGCAGAGCUAAUCUGGAGGAUCUGGAUAUGCUGGAACCGCGAGAGAGCCCGUUGGGCGACGAGAUAGAUAUGCUGGAUGAGGAGGACGAGAGAGCAGCGAGGGAGGUGAGUGUGCGGAGUGAGAGGAGCGCGAGGAGCGUCAGGAGCGCCAGGAGCGCCAGAAGCGCCAGAAGCGCCAGGAGCUACCGAAGUCGAAGCUAUGAUAGCAGGAGCCGCAGCAGGAGCUAUGACAGCAGAGACAGAAGCCGAAGCCGGAGUCGGACGAGGAGCCACGACAGCAGAGACCGACGGCGGAGUCGGAGCCCUGGUGAGAGGAGUGAUGGCGAGCGCAGCAGGAGUCGAACAAGGAGCCGCAGCAGAAGCCAAGGGAGGGACUGA
Boeremia exigua is the source of this 1038-nucleotide messenger RNA. Its product is annotated as PRP38 family-domain-containing protein. The record is from RefSeq and is a predicted model, not a curated record. The transcript has a single exon. Gene Ontology annotation, cellular component: precatalytic spliceosome. The coding region runs from base 1 to 1038 and encodes 345 amino acids. NCBI's taxonomy places the organism in Eukaryota, Fungi, Ascomycota, Dothideomycetes, Pleosporales, Didymellaceae.